Protobothrops mucrosquamatus (brown spotted pit viper) is the source of this 3082-nucleotide messenger RNA. It is a transcript of the gene LRIF1, whose product is annotated as ligand dependent nuclear receptor interacting factor 1. The record is from RefSeq and is a predicted model, not a curated record. The transcript has 4 exons. Gene Ontology annotation, biological process: regulation of DNA-templated transcription. Lineage: Eukaryota; Metazoa; Chordata; Lepidosauria; Squamata; Viperidae. Gene Ontology annotation, molecular function: nuclear retinoic acid receptor binding. The coding region runs from base 181 to 2433 and encodes 750 amino acids.
GGAAGUGGCUGUUAUGACUGUACCGCGACUACAAGAGAGUAGCCUUAUUACGAUUUCCCCAUAUCCGGAAAUACGUCGUUACAGUGGAUUUAAGAAUUAUCCCUUGGCAAAGGAGUGAUUGACGUCGUCUCGGGUCAGGGUAACUCUUCCGGGAUUUAGUCCUGGAGUUCCCCAGUUGCGAUGUCCGAGAUGGCGCUGGGAGCAGCUACCAGUGGAAACGGGGAGGGGGACCCUCCAGUUGACACCCCAUCGUAUAUUACAGGUUGUGUAUAUCAACCAAUUCAAACGACUGGGCUGGAUGGAAAAAAAGUUUUGAAAUUACUUCCAGUUUCUAAACCUUUAAAUAACUUGAAGAAUCUGGUUCAGUCUUCAGUCGUGUCCCAUGAUGUUAAAAGAAAUGUUUCACUAUCUGUUCAUGAUUACGUGAAGACUUCAUUUAAAAAUACAAUUACAUCUCCUGCUGCUAAAAUCUCUGAAUUAAAGACUGUUGCAGCCAAUCGUUUAAUUUUACUGAAGCCUUUAAAUCAACAAGAAAAAGUUAAUGUAACUUUUGUUGUAAAACAAAAUCCAAUUACAUCAACAGUUUCUGGCAUUCAGAGUAGUUAUUCAGCUGAUAGAUCAUCCUUACAGAAAUCUGUUGCUCCAGUUUGUUCAGACACGAGCACAGCAAUUGUGAAAAUAGAAAAUACUCCACUUUCUAUGAAACCUCCAGUGUUACCUUCUGGCCAUCACCUUCAAAUACCUGCUCAUGCCAAAGUUAAAACUCUUCCAGUUUCUGUUUUACCACCAGUAAUUCAGGAGAAAAUCCUGGCUACAGUUCCAGCCUCAAAUGCUUCAGGGAAGGGUGAGAUUAUCAAUGCACCAACUGUUACCUUUGUAUCACCAGUAAAUACAGUGAAAAUGCCUGAUUCCAAAUCAUUGGAAACCAAAUAUCCAAAACCAGUGGAAGAAGUAUCCAGUUCUUUAAUACCGGCAACACCACAAAAGGUUAACAAUAACUCUGCUGUAGAAGUAUCAACCUCUGCUAGCAUGGAAGAUAAGACAAAUCCUAUCAAAUGGGUUGUUCAUGAAAAUCCACGGUCAUCAACAUCUUACCUUGUCCCUGUAAAAUCAUCUAACAAGGUGGCAUCUAAGCUCUUAAAAACAUUGGCCGAUAUGAAAAAUACCAAAAGCAAUUCUACCAGUAUUUUGCCUGUUUGUCCUAGCAGCUUCUAUGAAAGUCAUGCAAAAAUGCCUUCUACAAAAGACAGUUCUCUAGUAAUGUGCAAUGGAAAGGUGUAUUUACUGGCUAAAAAAGAAGCUAAUAUUUUAUCAACACUCAAGCCUAGCAAGCAAGAAAGCACAAAUGUCAGAAAACAAACAUCAGAAUCAAUUAGUUCAGUUACAGAUAAUACCAUGACCAAUCAGGUUAUCAAUAUUGUGUUAUCAAAAAAUAAAAGGAUUGCAUCUAAUGUAAAAGAACCUACAUUUAGUGACAAUUCGAUACCGUAUCUAGAAUCUGAAGUAAGUAAAGAUUUUAAAGCAGAAUCGACACCUUCUGCCUCACCGCAUUGCAGUCUUCAAAUAAGGAGCAUCAGCCAACAUGAAGCAUCCUCCUCAAGGAGUGUUUCUGUUGGGAUAAAUGUUGCCCAGAAAUAUGUCACAAAAGAAAACACAUAUGAUACUGCACAGAAAGAUCUUUCUUCUAAAGCAGCUGCUGAUCCUACAUUACCAACUUUGGUACAUCGUGCAGUCAAAGAGGAAGAACAACAGGUUAAAAUAACUUCAGGAAUGAAACAUAUCCAAGAACAACAGAAAAAACAGUAUCUUCAGUUGAGAAAGAAAUUUGGUCUCUUUAAAGAAGAGAGAGUUUAUCUUAGGAGAGCUUCAUCAGUUCCAUCUAAAAGCACAGAAGCAUCUGUAUUUUCCAAAAGUGUACAAAUGAAUGACAUUGAUAAUUUGUUGUCUAUGCCUAUGAAAAGUGAAUCUGAAAAAGAAGAAACGAUAAAGAAACAAGGGGAAAAGAUGAAUAUAAAGAGGAAGACAAAAUCAAUACCAGUUUUAGAAAAUCCAAAGAAGAGAAAAAAAGAUGUUACAACAAUGCAGGACUCUGAGUGUAACAACUCCUAUUCCGCAAUGGAAAACUUGAAUAAUUCUUGCACACGGGACUUAUCAGAACAAGAGCAGUCUACUAGUUUUCUUCAGUGUUCCCACAAAGUCUCAAAUCCUUGGGUUCACAACAACAACAGUGUUUUGAAUUCUACUUCUAAUUGCCACGAAAAUGAAAAUGAAACUGCUCUCAGUGAAGGUUUUUUCAAAAAGGAUCUUUUUCCUUUCAGCCCCCCAGACUUGGAAGAAACAAUAAAAGAUGAGAAAAUAACAAGGCUUAAACUGUUGCUGAGGGAACGAGAGGCAGCCUUGGAAGCGAUUAGAAAAAAAAUGCAUCAGUGUUAACAAAGCUAAUUUGCCAGUUGCUGAAAUGUUAUCUGUUGCUGUUCAUUUAACCUACCAUAAAUCUAAUUUUCCUAAUGUUUACAUGGUAUUAAUAGGUAUAAGUAUGAACGAAUGAACUCCAAUUCCAAGACAAAAGUAUGCAAAUCUAGAAUCUUAUUGACAAGAAUAUAACUUGCUCAGAAAUUUAUUUAAUUCAUUAUAAUUUUUAUAGUAAAUACAAUUUAUAUUCAUGCUGAUCUUAAUCAGUAACCAGAGUGGUUUCACAGAUGAAAUGUAGAUAGAAUUCUUCAGUUGAAAAUGUUUUGAAAGCAUAUAACUAGCUUAAUCCUGACAGAAAUGUACUAGCUUAGAUAUUAUUUAAAACACUCAGUGAUUAAUAUUGAUCUGUUAUUUAAGUGAGUAAAUUUGUUCCAAAACUCAAAAUAACAUAUUUUGUUUGGUCACUAAAGAUCAGUAGGUCCUUUAAUUUCUCAAGAGAUGAAAUUUUGAUCCUGACUUAAACAAGUAAUAUACUGAAAAAUAAUUAGAACAGUAUAGUAAUUUGCAGUAAGCUAUACUCAUGUUUAGAUUUUUAAUGAGAUAGCCUUUUCCUGGACAUUCCAGUCACUAUCUGCUUUCCCAUUCAUUUUUUAUCCAUUCCUUUAUCUUC